This is a messenger RNA of Aspergillus terreus NIH2624, 597 nucleotides long. Its product is annotated as succinate:quinone oxidoreductase subunit C. The record is from RefSeq and is a predicted model, not a curated record. The coding region runs from base 1 to 597 and encodes 198 amino acids. Gene Ontology annotation, molecular function: electron transfer activity; succinate dehydrogenase activity. The transcript has 3 exons. Gene Ontology annotation, biological process: mitochondrial electron transport, succinate to ubiquinone; tricarboxylic acid cycle. NCBI's taxonomy places the organism in Eukaryota, Fungi, Ascomycota, Eurotiomycetes, Eurotiales, Aspergillaceae. Gene Ontology annotation, cellular component: membrane.
AUGAGUCUUAACAUGACGACACCUCGUGCUUGGAUGGCCUUCCGCAUGGUAUCCGGACCGCGACGUCUGUUGCCUUUCCAGAUAGGCCUAGCUCACCCUGGCAAGGCGCUGAUGGUUGCAACCCAGAUCCGCCCGCAGAGUCAAUCAACGAAACCCGUCCGACUUCAGGUCCAGACGGUAGAGCAGGGCCAGCAGCAUCUGGCCCGGCAGCGUCUGCGAAGGCCCGUCUCCCCCCAUCUCGCCAUCUACCGGUGGGAGAUGAACAUGAUCAGCUCCGCGAUGGAGCGUAACACGGGGAUCAUGUUGAGCGGCGCGCUGUACCUGUUCGCCACGGCGUAUCUGGUUUCUCCGAUGAUGGGAUGGGACUUGUCGUCGGCCAGUCUGGUGACGGCGUUUGGGGCGCUGCCGUGGGCCGUCAAAGCCGCGGUCAAGUUUGCGGCCGCGUGGCCGUUCACCUUUCACUUUUUCAAUGGCGUGCGGUUUACGGUUGCGGCGACGGCACGGACGCUGAACAACCGGGAGCAGAUGGCGAAAAUUGCGUGGGCGAUGAUGGGGUGUUCGGUGGUGUCGGCGGCCGGGCUGGCGUGGUUUGUAUAG